GGUUGGACCCCGCAUCCUCCGGGAUACAGCAGCAGCAGCAGCCCGGCAUAGCCGAGGCUUCCUUCAGUCAGAGGAAGCGAGAAAGACUGGAGUCUGGAGAGGAGGCAUCAGUAGCUGGAUGCACACAGUGGAGUCUGCCAGCGGCUGAAGCAUCAGACACUCCCCGACUGAGAACGCACACCAGCCGAGAACAUGUCUGCAGACGUGGCGGUGUCUCUGUCGCUGCUCGUGGGGAUCGUGGCGCUCAGCGACGCGAUACGCAGGUUGUUGAGCAGGGCCCUCGCGGAUACCGGGCUUGCGGUAUACGCGAUGGAGCUCGUGUCCACCUUCCAGUUGUGCUGCUGCACGCACGAGCUGAAGCUGCUGUCCGAGGUGGGCGGGAUCGAGCCUCGCCUCGCCCUCACCUUGACGUACCUCGCGGCCGUAGUCCACGGGCUCACCUUCAACGGGGCCAUCGGCAACCCCUCUGGUGCGCUCGAGCACGUAUACCACGCUAAGCUUACGGGGGGGUGCGCCCUGCGACGGAUCGCGUGCCAGUUCGCUGCGGCAGCCGCCGCGCGCGCUGCGGUGCCGGUGAUCUGGGGUAUCGGGUUGUCGGAAGUGCACAUGCGGCACAAGCUGCACGAUUACCGGUGCAUCAGCCCCAUUCACGCGCCACUCCUCGAGGCCGCUGCCGUGGAGCUCGGGUGCGCCUUUGCGGUUCAGUCUGCUAUAACGCACACGCGAUCGGUGGAGGAGAAAUACCGCGUGCACGCAGUAGCUGCGGUCAUCGCAUCAGUCGUCUAUGCAGGUGGCAGUGUGACGGGAGCAGUGUUUAACCCGGCGUUAGCCUUCUCCACACAGUUCCGCUGCAGUGGACACUCCUUCCUGGAGUACUGUCUGGUCUACUGGCUCAGCCCCCUGUUGGGUAUGAUGAGCUCAGUGCUGCUGUUUGAUAAACUUGUCCCGCGGCUGUUAAGCAGAUCACCGUCUCUCCAUCUCCCCACGGAGACCAAGAAGAGUGCAUGAGCACCGCCAGCUGUCGGCAUUUUAAACCCAGAGCACACACCGAGAUGUUUAUAGGACUGAAAGUCACCACAAGUUAGAAAAAGAAUAACAGCACUAAUAUGCACUUUAAGACUCCAAGACCUCAAGAGCACAUCUUAGAAGUUAAAAACAAAACUAAAGACUCUAAAUGUAGUGUUUUUGUAAAAUCGAUCUCAUAAACAGGACUGCAGAAACUGAUUGACCACGUUUUUACUUUACAAGGUGGUAGGUUGAACAUUAAUUACAAUUACUGCAAUGCUUGAGUUCCUUUCAGUUAACGCUUAACUGAUUUAACCUUUUAGACACUGUAACACUUUUACAGAGCCAAUGUCAUCUCUACAACCGAUCAAACACACUGAAAAUGUGAAACAUCUGUUGCUAUAAUAUGAAUGAUAAUAAUGAACCAACAAGGUUUGCUUUGUACUUGCAUGAUUUUUUUGGCAGAUUACAGCAUGUCAAUGUCAAUGUCAAGUCGCGCAAACAAGUAUUGCAGUUGCAAUAAUAUGCAUUGACUAAUUAAUAGAAUGUGACAUUUAUAAUGUAAAGUUUAGAAUUGUAUGUUCUGAGUAUAACAAUAACUAUUUGUAUCAGUUUUCUUUACGAAGUUACAAAGUGCUUAACAGAGAAAUUGUAUAUCUACAGCAUAUAACUCAUGUUUAGAGCCCAUUAUAUCGGUCGGACGAUUCUAUCAGCUGAUAUGGACACAGAUAUCACCGGUAUCUACUGCAGAUAUUAUCACAGAUAUAUCUGUAAUCGGAAAGAUGUAUUCCAUAUGCACCACUUUAACAACUUUUUUU
Messenger RNA from Centropristis striata (black sea bass), 1823 nucleotides. RefSeq names its product aquaporin 11 (gene aqp11). Gene Ontology annotation, biological process: transmembrane transport. The transcript has 3 exons. Gene Ontology annotation, cellular component: membrane; cytoplasm. Bases 193 to 1008 code for a protein of 271 amino acids. Gene Ontology annotation, molecular function: channel activity. The record is from RefSeq and is a predicted model, not a curated record. NCBI's taxonomy places the organism in Eukaryota, Metazoa, Chordata, Actinopteri, Perciformes, Serranidae.